Penicillium chermesinum is the source of this 615-nucleotide messenger RNA. RefSeq lists its product as uncharacterized. The transcript has a single exon. The record is from RefSeq and is a predicted model, not a curated record. Bases 1 to 615 code for a protein of 204 amino acids. Lineage: Eukaryota; Fungi; Ascomycota; Eurotiomycetes; Eurotiales; Aspergillaceae.
AUGAUAGAAUUCGUUCUCGACAACGGAUUUCCAGUGGAUGGAAUGGAUGUUCAACGUGCGGCCGAACAAGUAUUGGCGUACCCUGACCCGGAAGCAUUGGAACUUCUUUUUGAACGUGGAAUCAUCAAUAGCAAGUCACGCACCACCCGAGGUAGGAGUUUAUUAGACACACUCGCCUCUAGAGGGGUUGAGGGGGUUGCUAUAACGGCGACUUUGGACAUAUUGAUCAAGCAUGGGGUUGAUAUCAAUGGUGCGUCUGAUUCUCCUCUGCAUCGUAUCGUCGGCAGGGGUAUGUGCGCCUACCAGCAAAACUCCCCAUGGAGGAGAGAGGUGAUGCUGCGGCGAUUACUUGAUCGAGGCGCAGACCCUCUGCGACGCUGUGAAAUCCACGGAAGCCCUCUCGAGACUGCGGCAAAGGAUGGCGAACAAGGUUUACUGAAAAUCAUGUUAAAAACUCUUUCGCAGCGACAUGUCCGCCUUGACGAGCUGCAACCAAUAUUGAGCCUAGCAGAGAAAGGCGCAGAAGACAUGCGUCAUUACAUGAUACCACCAAUCCUACGCCGUUUCUACUGGCGAAGGAGGAGAGAAGUUGAACUGGAAGAGGCACCAUCGUAG